GAUCGUUUUGUCGACAAUUUUCUUGUUUCGGUGACUCGGUUGGUUACUUACAAAUUUUCCUGACCAGAAUCGCAUCUUGCCUCAGAAGAAAUCCUCGCACAAACCCACCUAAGCGGAAGAGUUCUGGACUUUACCUUCAAUGGACGCUCUCAAUUAUAUUUUUGUAACAAAUCCUUUGAGUAAAGGUGUGUGGUCAGGUUUGGAUUCCGUGGUUAAAAGUGUGGGUCUGAAGCCGAAGGUAACUCAGGUGAAAACAAUGGCAACGCAGAUGUCCUCCGUCAGCCCACUGUGGAAGCUCGCCGGGAAGAAUCUCUACAUCAUCCGACUGGCAGGACUCAGUGGGGCUACGGCUAUCAUGUUGGGCGCCUACGGAGCUCACAGGAAUUGGGAUGAGUACGAUGAUCCAAAGGAAGCCGAUCAGGCGAAGAAAACAUUCGAGACGGCCAAUCGCUACCAUCAGAUCCACACUCUUGCCCUCGUUGCCAUUCCUCUUGUCCGCCGUCCAGUUCUGAGCGCCUGCCUCUUCAUGGUCGGGAUGGGCUUCUUCUGCGGCACUCUCUACUACCGCUCUCUCACUGGCAGUAAGAACUUCAAGCAUGUCGCCCCCGUUGGUGGAUGCUGCUUAAUCCUCGGCUGGCUCUCAAUGAUGUUUUAAUUAGAGCAAAAAGAAAAAAAAACUUUCCACACACAUUUUGAUUGAACAAAAAAGUUUAUUCAUGAAAUAAUGUUGCAAAUAGUUGGGAUUUUUUGGGAUACUGAAAUUUUGAUAUAUCCUUCAUGAAUCUUUGAGUUCUUUUUCUUUUUUAAUUAAUGUGUAAUUAAUUAAUUACGUAGAUUUAGUAAAUAAACGAGAUCAAAGCUCGAA
This is a messenger RNA of Lutzomyia longipalpis, 865 nucleotides long. Its product is annotated as transmembrane protein 256-like. The transcript has 3 exons. Bases 140 to 655 code for a protein of 171 amino acids. NCBI's taxonomy places the organism in Eukaryota, Metazoa, Arthropoda, Insecta, Diptera, Psychodidae. The record is from RefSeq and is a predicted model, not a curated record.